AUGAACUUUUCCCUAUUGAUCAUCACUGCUUUCUUUGCUUCUCUUGCUGUCUCUAAGCCAAUGGAAAAGCCAACAGAGAAACCAGCAUCUUCAGACGAUUUCGACCUUGACCUCUUCUUGGGCUCAAUGGGAGACGGACACUUCGCCAACGUUGAUGUCGACGGAGUUGAAACAAUGGCUCCAAAGAAAUCCGAGAAACUCCCAGGACAAAAGAAAAUGAAGCCAGAAUUUCAACAACCAGAAGGAAUCGCUCCAGAAUUCACUGGUGGAUUUAUGGGGUCUGAUUCUUCCGAUGCUGCUGUCAUUGCUGCGGAGCCAUCCACUCAAAGAACCGAUGAGGUUGCUGAGUCUUCUGAAUCAACUGACUCCUCCGACGUUGACUAUUUUGGAGAGGCUGCCGCUUCUGCUCCAGUUUCCAAUCCAGCCCUCACUUAUCUUUCCGGAGCCAACUUCGAUAACGUUGCUCAACCAUCCUGUCAAAUGCUUGGAUGCACUGGACCAAUUCCAAACGACGGUUCUUAUGCUGCUAUGUCUGCUUCACUUGAAGAUAAAGCAUGCAAUCAAAUCUUCGUUCCAAUGAAUGGAUGCACUGACAACAAGGGAUAUCCAAUGGGAAUGCUCUGCUCUGUCUGCUGUGAUUGUGCCAACUCUUUCGUUCAAGAGAUGAAGAAGACAUUCGGAUACAAAGCCAAUGUAGAUACAUCCGUCUUCUCCUCCUAG
Caenorhabditis remanei is the source of this 720-nucleotide messenger RNA. RefSeq lists its product as uncharacterized. NCBI's taxonomy places the organism in Eukaryota, Metazoa, Nematoda, Chromadorea, Rhabditida, Rhabditidae. The record is from RefSeq and is a predicted model, not a curated record. The transcript has 2 exons. Bases 1 to 720 code for a protein of 239 amino acids.